AUGAAGGGCCAGAGCAAGAGAUUCGUGAGCCACAGCGGCGAGGCGUACGACAUGGGUGAGCCCCGAAAGGGGCGGCCGAGCGACGACACCGUGGGCUUCUUUGGCUUGUGGCGAUACUCGACGUGGGGUGAGCGGCUGGCCACGUUGUGCGGGGCGGCGCUGGGCUGUGUGAGCGCGGGCGGGCUGGUGCUGGCGCUGCUGGCCUACGGGGAGAUCACCGCGCUCUUCGUGCAGCGUCACCGCGCCUCUGCGCCCCCCGCCGACUCGCACCUCAUGCGCCUCUUCGGCGGCGGACGCUCGCUGCCGGACGGCGAGCGCGCGCUGCACAUGGACGCGCUGGUGGAGGACGCGGCGGCGUUCGCGUGGGCCAGCGCGGCCAUCAUGGCUGCCCAGCUCAUCGCCUCCGCGCUGGCGGUCACCCUCUGCAACCACGCCGCCGCCACUAUGGUAACGCGACUGCGCAUGCGGCUGUUACGCGCCGUAUUGAGUCAGGAGAUAGCUUUCUUCGACACCAACACCACUAUGAACUUCGCAGCCUCACUUACCGAACAGACGGAGAAGCUGCGGCAGGGCGUUGGCGAGCAGGUGGCGAUGACGGCCUACCUGGCAGGGACGGUGGUGCUGUGCUGUGCACUGGCGCUUUUCUACGGCUGGCAGCUGACGCUGGCCGCGCUGGCGCUGGUGCCGUUGGCGCUCCUCGUGGCCGCGCUCGUCGCUAGGUACCAGACGAGGUGGUCGGGAGAGGAGAUGGCGCGCCAGGGUUGUGCCGGGCGGCUGGUGGAGCAGGCCCUGGCCGCAGUACGCACUGUUCGCGCGUACGCGGGCGAGCAGCUUGAGGUCGACAGGUACGAGGCGGCGCUGCGCGAGGCGUCCGUGGCCUCGAGGCGGCGCGUGGCGUGGGCGGGCGCGGGCGCCGGCCUCGGCUGGCUGCUCACCUACGGCCUCAACGCAGUCGUCUUCGCGUAUGGCGCCCUGCUGGUGGCGCGCGACACCCCGCUGCCGCCGCCCGACCGCGAGUACCACCCCGGAGUCAUGGUCACGGUACUGUUCUGCACAUUCAUGGCGGCGCAAAACAUCGCGAUGUGCCAGCCUCACCUGGAGAUGUUCUCGGCGGCGCGGGGUGCGGCCAAGUCGCUGUUCAAGCUGCUGGAACGACGCUCGCGAGUCGACGCCCUGCAAGACGUGGGCACUAAGCCCGACGGCUUCAGGGGUGACAUCGUGUUGGACAACCUCUACUUCAAUUACCCGUCACGGCCUGAUGUCAAAGUUUUGCGUGGACUAACGUUGAGUGUGAAAUCUGGCGAGACGGUGGCGUUAGUAGGCGGAUCUGGCUGUGGCAAGUCCACUCUGCUUCAGCUGCUGCAGCGCGCCUACGAGCCCGACAGCGGCACCAUCACCGUAGACGGUCACCGCCUGCCCAGCUUGCAUCUGCACCACUACCGUCGCAGCAUCGGCGUGGUGGGCCAAGAGCCGGUGCUGUUCAGCGGCACCAUUCGCGACAACAUCACCCUUGGCAUGGAGAACGUUUCAGAAGCGGACCUCAUAGCAGCGGCCAAGACCGCUAAUGCUCACAAGUUCAUUAUAAAGUUGGUGAACGGUUACGACACAGUUCUGGGCGAGCGCGGCGCGCAGCUCUCUGGGGGGCAGAAGCAGCGCGUGGCCAUAGCGCGAGCGCUGCUGCGCCGCCCAGCGCUUCUGCUGCUGGACGAGCCCACGUCGGCAUUGGAUCCCGCCGCUGAGCGACAGGUCCAAGCUGCUCUAGACGCAGCAAGCGUUGGAAGGACGACGAUAGUGGUGUCACAUAGGUUGUCGACGAUAGUGAACGCGUCGCGCAUCGUGUACAUGGAGCAGGGCGCGGUGCUGGAGCAGGGCACGCACGCUGAGCUGCUGGAGCGCCGUGCGGCCUAUUGGCGCCUCGUCAACGACGACCUCACGCACAGAAGUAUAGAGACUACUUUGGCUGAAUCUGUCGCAGAAGGAGAUGACGACGACGUCGUCCUAGAGAAGAAACCGCAAGCAGUUCGACGUAACAGUAGCGUGUGUUCUAUAAGAAGUCGAAGAGGGUCCGUGGUUCGCGAAGGGUUCGCGCGCAGCAGCAUGCGACUGGCCACGCCGCCACCGCACUUGGAGGCGCCCUCGGAAUUAGAAGCAAUGGCGACUGUGGUUGAAGAAUGCGAGGAUGAUGAUGGUGAAACACAUCCGUCUGUAUCAAGCUGGCAGCUGCUAAAGCUAAACAGCGCCGAAUGGCCACUGCUGGUAGGCGGCGGCCUCGCUUCCCUCGCCAUUGGCGCCACCAUGCCAGUAUUUGCAUUCCUCUUCUCCAAGCUAUACGGGAUGUUCUCGCUGUCGGAGCCUGCGGAGAUAAUCGCCAAGUCGCAGGUGUACGCGGGGCUGUUCGCGUGCGUGGCGGCCCUCAGCGGGCUGGUGACGUUCCUGCAGGCUUGGCUGCUGGGCCGCGCCGGCGCACAGCUCACAGAUCGCCUGCGAGUGCUCACAUUUCGCAACUUUCUCGCACAGGAGCAAGGCUGGUUCGAUGUGCCCACCAACUCAGUGGGGUCACUGUGCGCACGGUUGGCCUCCGAUUGCGCUGCGGUGCAAGGAGCUACGGGGACUCGUUUGGGUACAAUGCUUCAGGGCAUCUCAACAAUGGUGCUCGGUGUCGGUCUCGCAAUAGCAUAUUCCUGGAAAAUGACAUUAGUCAGCCUUUUAAGCGUACCUUGUGUGAUCGGCGGCAUCUGGCUGGAGGGGGCGGUGGCGAAGCGCGCCGAGGAGCGGGAGCUGCGCGCCCUGCAGCGCGCCGCGCGCCUCGCCACGGAGGCCGUGCUCAACGUGCGCACCGUUCAGAGCCUCGGCGUGGAGCUGGUGAUCCUGGAGCGGUACGCGGCCGCGUUGCGCGAUUCGGAGGCGCAAGCGCGGGGCGUGCGUUGGCUGCGCGGCCCCGUCUACGGCCUGUGCCUGUGCGCGCCCACCUUGGGCUACGCCGUGUCGCUGGCCUACGGCGGCUACCUGAUCGCACGCGAAGACAUGCCCUACGAAUACGCCAUACUGGUGUCGGAGGCGCUGAUCUACGGCGCGUGGAUGUUGGCGGAGGCGCUCUCGUUCGCGCCCAACUUCGCGGCGGCAAAGCGCGCGGCCGCCCGCGUCGUCUCCGCCCUCCAGCGCAAGCCUCUCGUCCUCACGGAGCCCACGGCCCUCGACGACCCCCACUGGAGUGCCACCGGCGACAUAAACUUCGAGAACAUCCACUUCCGAUACCCGACGCGGCCGGAGGUGGAGGUGCUCAGGGGGCUGCGGCUCUCGCUGGCGGCGGGGCGGACCCUGGCGCUGGUGGGGCCCAGCGGCUGCGGCAAGUCCACGCUGCUCCACUUGCUCAUGCGCAGCUACGACCCCGACGGCGGCCGCGUGACGCUGGACGGGCGCGACAUAAAGCGGUCGCUGUCGCUGCCGCGGCUCCGAGCGCAGCUGGGCCUGGUGCAGCAGGAGCCGGCCCUCUUCGAGCGCAGCCUGCGCGACAACAUCGCCUACGGAGACAACUCGCGCGUCGUGCCGCUCGAUGAGGUCAUACACGCCGCCAAGCAGGCCAACGUGCACGACUUCAUAUCCAGCCUACCGCUGGGGUACGACACGGUGCUGGAGGCGGGCAGCGCGGCGCUCUCCGGCGGGCAGAAGCAGCGCGUGGCGAUCGCGCGCGCCCUCCUCAGGCGGCCGCGCGUGCUGCUGCUCGACGAAGCCACCUCCGCUCUCGACGCCGCCAGCGAGAAGGCCGUGCAGGGGGCGCUGGAGGCGGCGUCCCGCGACCGCACCACCAUCAUCAUCGCGCACCGGCUGGCCACCGUGCGCCACGCCCACACCAUCUGCCUCGUCGACCAAGGCGUGGUGGUGGAGAGCGGCUCGCACGAGGAGCUGGUGCGCCGGCGCGGCCUCUACUGGCGCCUCCUGCAGCAGCAGGCGCACGAGGCCGCA
Molecule: messenger RNA, 3963 nt
Organism: Iphiclides podalirius (scarce swallowtail)
Lineage: Eukaryota; Metazoa; Arthropoda; Insecta; Lepidoptera; Papilionidae
Source: the annotation of a GenBank genome assembly